AUGGUGUCACCAUGUGGCGACGCUGGAGGGACUGUGAAUCCGAGCGAGGUGCUGAAGCUUGUGGAAGAGGCCUUCAGUGCCCAACUCCGCUCCGUCGACGAGCGGCUGGCAAAGCUCGAGCUUUGUGUGCAGACGCGGAUUGGUGUUGUGGAUGUCGCCAGGGCGUCCUCCGACGCCGAAGUGCUGGGCGUGUGGUCCCCAGACACUGAAGUCCUGGAAGAUCUGCUCCCAGAUGUGAGAGUCGCACCCAUGGAGCCGUCCCAGAACUUGGCCGACCAGGAGCCACACAGCGGAAAAGCGACCGUCGAAGAUGGUUGGAACUACAAGUUUGAAGGUCCCUUGUGGCUCCUGGUUCGAUAG
Molecule: messenger RNA, 360 nt
Organism: Symbiodinium necroappetens
Lineage: Eukaryota; Dinophyceae; Suessiales; Symbiodiniaceae
Source: the annotation of a GenBank genome assembly